AUGGAAGCAUUUAUUCAUUCUUUGGAUGUCAGAAUGUGGGAAGUUGUAUCUAACAAGUAUGAUGUACCAUCUAUUGUACCUACUGAUGCAAAUGAAAAGACAAAAUAUGAAUUGGAUAAGAGAGCUCGCUUUGCAAUUCUAUGUGGGUUAUCAAAAGAAGUAUUUGUUAAAGUAAUGUACUUCAAAUCAGCCAAUGAGGUAUGGACAAAUCUUGAAUCCAUUUAUCAAGGUAAUGAAAACGUUAAAGAAUCAAAAUUGAUUACGUUAAAAACUCAGUUUGACGAUUUGAAAAUGAAUAAUGAUGAGUCAGUGGCAAGUUAUUUUCUUCGUAUUGAUGAAGUUGUAAAUGCCCGAAAGGGUCUUGGUGAAGAAAUUGAUGAACAUGAUGUGGUUACAAAACUUCAAAGUACACUUACUGCUUAUGAAAUGAGAAUUGGUAAUACCCCUUCUACCUCUAAGGAAACAACUUUUAAAAUUGAGAAACAGGAAGAGUGUGAGUCUGAAUUAUCUGAUGUUUUUGAAACUUUACUGGUUAGGAAACUCAUGAAGAAGUUUCAAGGAAAGUUUAAAUGUUUUGGCUGUGGUAAAACUGGACACUUUGCAGCAAAAUGUUCGUAUUUAGAUCUAAGUAAAGAUGAGGAUAAAUCUGAAAAAUCGUUUAAAAAACCUUGGAAUCCUAAUAAAAGGUUGAACAAUUUUAAAAAGAAGAGUCUUAUGUCAAAAGAAGAGACUAAAGAUGAAGCUGAUGAGUCAAAUGAUGAUGGCUAUGAAACACUAUUUAUGACAAAAGUUGAAUUUGAAAAACCAGUUGCAGUAAAAUCUGAACUAGAUUCUGAAGUUGAAAUAGAAGAUGUAAAUCUCAAAGAAGAGCUUCUUUGUGCUCUUCAAGAAGUAAAAAGAAUUAAGAAACUUGUAAUUUCUUAUAAAGAUUCCAAUCAGAUCUUACAACUUGAUAUAGUUAAUGCAAACAAGGUUAUUGAAACUCAGAGAAGUCUUAUUGAAAGAAAAGAACAAGAAAUUAGUACACUGCAAAAACAAGUAUACACUCUUGAAAAACAACAACAUUCUACUGAAAAAGUAUUCAAUGAAAAUCAGAAUGUGAUGAAAAAUCAGAUUCAAGAUGUUGAUGAGGAAUCUAAUUUAGAAGCUGGCAAUGCCUCAACAUCAAAUGAACCAGUUGUUACCAAAGUAGAUGAAACCAGCUCAAGUAAACAAGAGGAAGUUCCUAAUUUUAAGGAAGAUAUACCUCAGAAAACACCUUCCAAGAUAAUUGCUAAACGACAUCCUGAAACACUUGUGAUUGGUGAUAAAGAUGCUGGGUAUACUGAUGCUGACUGGGGAGGCUGUGUUGAUGAUCAAUGCAGUACUAGUGGUGCAGCUUUCUUCCUUGGUGACCGGUUGGUUUCUUGGCACAGCAAGAAGCAAGACUAUGUCACUUUGUCCACAGCUGAAUCUAAGUACAUUGCUGCCACAGCUUGUUGUACUCAAAUGCUUUGGAUGUCUUAUCAGUUGGCAGAUCUGGGUGUUGCACAAGUUGCAGACAUUUUUACCAAAAAUUUACCAAAGGAUAAAUUCAUGUGGUUGCGUGAUCGAUUGGGCGUUUACUCUCAAUCCUUUAUUUCAACCUGA
Messenger RNA from Cryptomeria japonica (Japanese cedar), 1629 nucleotides. RefSeq lists its product as uncharacterized. The record is from RefSeq and is a predicted model, not a curated record. The transcript is spliced from 5 exons. Gene Ontology annotation, molecular function: zinc ion binding; nucleic acid binding. Bases 1 to 1629 code for a protein of 542 amino acids. NCBI's taxonomy places the organism in Eukaryota, Viridiplantae, Streptophyta, Pinopsida, Cupressales, Cupressaceae.